Didymodactylos carnosus is the source of this 648-nucleotide messenger RNA. NCBI's taxonomy places the organism in Eukaryota, Metazoa, Rotifera, Eurotatoria, Philodinida, Philodinidae. The record is from the annotation of a GenBank genome assembly.
AUGGCGUCGAAUUUGAAAAAGAAAACAGACAAAACUUUAAUCAUUAGUUAUGAUGUACAAUCAAAAACUGAUUCGAAAUAUAUCCGUGCUUUGGUAGCAAUAACACCAGCAACCGAUAAAAGUCUUCCACCAGGCUCAGUUUUUGCAACACCGGAGAUUUUAAAUGUGAUAAAUCAAGAAAAAGUCUUUCAACAAGAUUUUUCAAUAUUUAAUCAAUCCUAUUAUGAAUUAGGUGUUCCAUUUCGUGAACCAGACGGACAAAUCGUCUUUUAUAUUGUCGGUUUACCGACUAAUUCAACCUUGAACAGAAUUACAACUACUCGAUAUGCUAUUGGGAAAAUAAUUGAAUAUGUUUAUGGACUUUAUAAUUUAUUUAAAAACAAUAAACGAAAUAAAUUUACAUAUUAUGUUAAAUCUCAAUCAUCGUCACAAUAUGUUGCAGUGAUAACAACAGUUGAGAAUGAAAAUGGACAGUUAACAACAGGUGACAGUAUAUCGAAUACCAAAGUGGUGAAUGCUUUAAAUAAUGGGAAAGAAUUUCAUGGGAAUAAUAUUAAUGUAUCUGGACGAUCAUAUCAAGCACUGUAUAAACCAUAUAAAUUAUUUCAUACAAACAUUGUACUAGCGAGUUAUAUACUCAAUCAGUGA